AUGGAUUUUGGGGCCCUGGAGACGGUGGUGGCCAAUUCUGCCUUCAUCACCGCUCGGGGUAGCUUCGACGGGAACGCGGCACAGGUGGCCCGGGACAGGAAAUACCAAGCGAGGCUCCGGCUCCCGCCCCUGUCCAAGUGCGAGGCCCUGCGGGACAGCCUGGACCUGGACUUCGACAGCAUCUGCUCCCAGCAGCCCAUAGGCAAGCGGCUGUUCCGCCAGUUCCUCAGGGGGGAGGCCCAGCACGGCCCCGCGGCCCAGCUCUGGGAGGCCAUCGAGGACUACGACACGGCCGCCGACGAGUUCCGCCUGCAGAAAGCCCAGGCCGUCCUGGCCCGGUUUCUGGCCCCCGGGGCCGAGCUCUUCUGCGGCUUUCUGGAGGAGGAGACGGUCCGGGCGGUGGAGGAGAGGCAAGCGGGCCUGCCGGACGGGCUUUUCCGGCCCAUCCUGCGGGAGACCAUGAGGCACUUGAGGGAGGCCCCGUUCAGGCAGUACCUGGACAGUCUGUACUUCCUCCGGUUCCUUCAGUGGAAAUGGCUAGAGUCCCAGCCCGUGGGCGAAGACUGGUUCUUGGACUUCAGGAUCUUGGGAAAAGGGGGUUUUGGGGAGGUGUCCGCCUGCCAGAUGAGGGCCACGGGAAAGAUGUACGCCUGUAAAAAGCUGAACAAGAAGAGGCUGAAGAAAAGGAAAGGUUACCAAGGGGCUAUGGUGGAGAAGAAGAUUCUAGCAAAAGUCCACAGCAGGUUUAUCGUCUCUUUGGCCUAUGCCUUCGAAACCAAAACUGACCUCUGUUUGGUGAUGACCAUCAUGAAUGGAGGAGAUAUCAGGUAUCACAUCUAUAACGUAUCCGAGGAGAAGCCCGGUUUGGAGGAGCCGAGGGCGGUCUUUUACAUCGCCCAGAUCAUCAGCGGGAUGGAGCAUCUGCACCAGAAUAGGAUCGUGUACCGAGACCUGAAGCCGGAGAACGUCCUCCUGGACAAUGACGGCAACAUCCGCAUCUCUGACCUUGGACUGGCCGUGGAGCUGAAGGAUGGGCAGACCAAGACCAAGGGCUACGCGGGCACUCCAGGCUUCAUGGCUCCGGAGCUGCUGCGGGGGGAGGAGUAUGGCUUUUCCGUGGACUAUUUUGCCCUGGGCGUCACCUUGUAUGAGAUGCUCGCUGCCAGGGGUCCCUUUCGGGCCCGAGGAGAAAAGGUGGAGAACAAGGAGCUCAAACAGAGAAUCCUCUCCGAGCCGGUGAAAUACCCAGAGAAGUUCAGUCGGGCCAGUAAGGACUUCUGCGAAGCUCUGCUCGAGAAGGACCCGGAGAAGAGGCUGGGAUUCCGAAACGGGAAUUGCGACGAGCUCCGGGCCAACGCCCUGUUCAGGGAGAUUAACUGGAGGCAGCUUGAAGCCGGGCUACUGAUCCCGCCAUUCAUCCCCGACUCCAGAACGGUCUAUGCCAAGAACAUCCAGGACGUUGGGGCCUUCUCCACGGUCAAAGGGGUCAUCCUGGAAAAAGCAGACACGGAUUUCUUUCAGGAAUUUGCCACCGGCAACUGCCCCAUACCCUGGCAGGAAGAGAUGAUCGAGACGGGCAUUUUCGGAAAACUGAACGUCUGGCGUGCCGACGGCCAGAAGCCGGACGACAUGAGGGACGGUCCCGGGGAGGAUGAGACGGCCUCUUCGUCCAAGUCUGGGGUGUGUCUCGUCUCCUAG
This is a messenger RNA of Ornithorhynchus anatinus (platypus), 1698 nucleotides long. It is a transcript of the gene GRK1, whose product is annotated as G protein-coupled receptor kinase 1. Gene Ontology annotation, biological process: regulation of opsin-mediated signaling pathway; visual perception; protein phosphorylation. Gene Ontology annotation, cellular component: cytoplasm. The record is from RefSeq and is a predicted model, not a curated record. The transcript is spliced from 7 exons. Bases 1 to 1698 code for a protein of 565 amino acids. Gene Ontology annotation, molecular function: ATP binding; rhodopsin kinase activity. NCBI's taxonomy places the organism in Eukaryota, Metazoa, Chordata, Mammalia, Monotremata, Ornithorhynchidae.